AGUUCAUUUCAAUUUCUUAUGCUCCUUAGCACAAUAUGUACCUUGGUUUUUUCUAUAUGUGUUUGUAUGCAUUUAUCUGAUACAAAUAAAUAGUAUGAUUCAACACUGCUUUUACCAUAUGUCAGUCUACAGACUGCAUACAUCUUAGAGAUCCUCAAUUCAAAUCAGUCGAAAUAAAACCCUGAGUCUUUUUUUAUUGCCUACUAUAUUCAAGAUUUAUUCUCACAACAGGUAACAAACCAAGCUUCAGGAUGUUUAGUAUUUUAGAAACUCAUAGGUAGACCUUUCUGAACGUAGUUGUAGCUUGGGAUUUGUCAUUUUCCCACAGUCAUGAAUAGAUGCCCCUGUAUAAAGAAAAUGCAAAUGGUUGAAACAUUUACAUGCAUUGCAGAAGAAUCUAACUUGGGCAAACUUAAUCAGAGUCACCAGCCUAGAAUUAAUAUUUUUUUUCCGGUUGAAAUGAAGUCAUGCGAUAGGCACUUUUCCUUCCAAGUCCAUGCAAAAGCAAUAACUUAAACUUGCUUUGAAUGGAAACAGUAUAAAAACUGUAGACAAUCAAUUAAAAUGGAUGAACCACAGAAUUUUAACCACUACUGAGGGGUCUCUAAGCUGAAUAAUUAUAUGGAAGUUGAGCAGAAUAUAAAGAGAGCAUUUUAGUUCAUUUGUCCAUGCUGUCACAUCAUGCACAUAUCUUCUGCAUGCCAUAAUUACACAAAAAUAUUGUUAAAUAAAACACCCAAACAGCAAUAACAACACUGUUAUGCUAUAUGUUUUUUUGUUUUUUGUUUAAAUCACACACACUUAGGGAACUGUAUCCCUAAUAAUUGUAAUAAAUACUUAAAAUAAAUAAUUUUAAUCAUAACUUGUUUUAAUAAGUAUUGUUUUAAACAUAACUAAAUAAAUGAAACCAACUUCACUACCUUCAAGUCAGAAAAACACAACAUGAAUAAAUGCAUUUCCUCCACAGUAGUAAACACAACUUGCAUUGCCAGCAAAUAUACUGGGGGGAAAAAGUUGUUAGUGGAGAAAGAGUAUGUAAUGCAAAAACAUAUACGUUAAGUAUAUGGUACUAAAAACAAACUUGGAACACGAGUUUUAAAACUGUGACAUUUACACUGAUUUAAGCUGUAACAAUGUCCAGCUUUUGCUGAAGCUAAUUUAACAGAUUAAAUCAGAUGUUGUUUCAAAGAGAACUCUGAGGUGGGGUUUAAAUAUUUCACUGGCCCUUCCCAACCCCACAGUUAAUUGGACAUGUGAUAAACACAGCAGUUUGAUUUUCUGCCUGAAAUUGGACAGCUGAAAUCCCACUGGACUACUACAGGCUGGUGAAUCAAGUUCAGGUAAACCUUUUUUUUUUUUUUUUUUUUUUUACUACAUAGCUGUUAUUAGGCUAUAUAAUAACAAAAUCUGUUUAAAGGUCCUGUGUAUACUUAAUAAGUGUAAAAUGAUUAGUUGUUUUGUAUUUUGUAUAGUGUUAAUGAUUUUGCAAAAUUCAUCUAAAUCCUUGAAGCCAAGCUUGCCAUAGCUGUGUAUCAGGUAGUCUCCUCCUGAAUGAAAUAACAUGCCUAGAGGGCUGGUGUAUUAUUUCUUAUUGCUUAACAAUAAACCAGUUUUCCGCUGUAUAAAGACCUUAAGGGCCAGCGGUAGGAUAUAAGAGCUUAAGCGCAGAUGUUCAGUGGAAUGGCAGAUACAGUACAGUGUGAAUCUAUUCCAAUAAAUACACAAAUACUAUAAUUUUAGUUUGUGCAAUGUUACAAAAUUAUUCUACAUCUCUAAUUUUUUUUAAAUAAUUUUAAUCAUUUCCCUAAAAAUUAUUUAAUGCAGUGGACUGGACUGGACUUAUUUUUUCCACAAUUUGUUUGUUUGAAACUGCGCUUUGUACGUAAAAUAUCAACAAUCCCUACCUUUUCCUUUAGCAGAAUGGCAAAUCUGGUGGAAAGACUUAAUGCCAUGAAAUAUACAGGAAAGGCAGAGAACUUGAAAGCAUUAUAACUUGUUAGAGCACCGCUGAUUAGUUGCCCUUUUGCAGUUGAGAAGGAAUUAAUGCAUCUUUGAAUAAACAUUGUAUAACUGCGUCUUUUCAACUCAUCAUUAUAUAAGGGAAAAUGGAAACAUGUUUAAGAGAAUGAAGUCACUGGAUUUAAAAAUGAUUUUCAGAGCUUAAAAAUCAUUUCCAGCUGCUUGUGAACAGCUAGUCACACGGCUACAUGGCUAUUCAAGCAUUUAAAGGAAGGACAAAUUAAAUGACUGAUUCUAAUUGGCUGAUUUGUUUAUACCAUUAAACAAAUUGAUGUUGUUUUCCUUUAGGAGAACUAAAAAACAUCCCUUUAUCUGCAAAUAUACAAUGGCUGACCCGCAGUCUGCAUAAUAGGAUAAGCAAGGGGGGAGGUGGGGGGGAUUAUUCUGAGGGUCAGAGAUAGGGUGGAAAAUGGUUAUAAAAAAUAAAACAUAAACAAACAAAAAAAAACAAAAACAAAAAAACUUUUUUAGACUAACAUAAGUGGACCCCAAGCAAAAUAAGAUCAUAAAAUGUUCAAUUAAAAAAAUAAAAAAGUUUUUAUAAGUAGAUUCAACCCAAGUAUGAAUGGAUGCCAGUCUAAUGACAGAAUGGAAAAUGCAACAUAACCAUUUCAUUUACGAAAUGCUCACUCACAAAUGUUGUUGCAUAUUAAACCUUUGAUGUGGCCAUUCAUUCUCAAGGAAAUGAGCUGAAAUAAAAUGUUAAACCUGUGAGAAAAUUACUUGUUUAGCUGGGUGCUUGCAUGCAAUUAAUGAGGCCGAAUCGUUUGUUCUGUCUCUGAAAACUACUCAACACGUUUGGUAACAAAGUCUCAUUGUGAUUUGGUUCACUGGCUUCCUCAUUCUACCAGAUGAGAUUCAAGAUGAUGCCCAGCAGCAGCAAUGGGAAGAGUUUGGAUCUCUCCAGGCUGACAGAUGAUGAAGCCAAGCACGUUUGGCAGGUGAUCCAGAGAGACUUCCACCUGCGACAGAAAGAAGAAGACAGGCUAGGGGAACUCAAGACCAAAAUAAUGAAAGAGGAUACGAAGAGAGAGCUGCUGGAAUAUCAGCCUAAACUCAGUGAUUCACUCUGCAUCCGCUGUCUGCAACCCUUCAAAUUCCUUGUCAACAACAAGCGCCAGUGUCUGGAUUGCAAGCUAUUUGUCUGCAAGUCCUGCAGCCGUUUUAACAAGAAGGACCGCGGUUGGGUGUGUGAUCCAUGCCACAUGUCCAGAAUCCUUAAGAUUGGAACUCUGGAAUGGUUCCAUGAGAAUGUACGCUCUCGCUUCAAGCGUUUUGGCAGUGCAAAGGUCAUGAAUUCACUUUUCAAGAGGCUGAACAGUGACCGUGCCUCCUCUCAAACUGACCUCAGAGAGCCUCGAGAUGAUGACACGCACAGCAUGCCUGAAGUUCACACUGGCUCUCUGUUUAACCAGGAAGAUGAGCAAUCUGAGAGGGAGAGGGCUGAGAGACGCCACUUCAGCCUGAUGAGAAAAGGCAGACGGCUGCUUCCUGUUGAUCCCCUUGAAUUUAAUAUUGGCGUUGAGAACUCCGCUUAUUCCCGUACCCCCUUACUUCUGUAUUCAGGUAGCCAAGAGAAAGUAACCCAGAGUAAGGACUCAGUAAAUGAAGACAACUGGUGCACAACCUUUAAGCAGAUCCUGGAGAAUGGAACUCAUGGCAGAGGUGAUGAGAUGAAGGACAUGUUGCAAAUCAGCCUGAGAAGUCUGGACAAACCCUCUCAUUUUGACGACUGCACACCACACCUAGAACAGAGGAUGACAAAAUCUCGUUCCCUCUCCAAGAUGAGUCUCUCUUCAGCUGGCAGCGCUAACUAUCACCUCCACCGUGAGCUUUCUUACAGCCUGGAAGACUCAGAGGAUGAUGAUGAAUCUGAGAUGAAUGUCAUAUACAGUCCUGCCCUACUUAGGGAGCCCUCACCAGAUGAGGUUCCCCCACAGAUUAUUGAGCUCAACAAGCGUAUGUCAUCAAUCGAGACUCUUCUGAGCCGCUUGGAGAAGAAAAUUGCCUUUCCGGUAAUUGGGGGAUCAACAGAACUGGUUGAGAAGAAAGUGGAGGAUUUGUCUCCAGCUGACUUAGAGGAGCUUGAGCUCAGAAAAAAGCUUGAUGAACUUACUGAAAAAAUAAGUGACAAAGGCCUGUCGUCUGAUGAGGAGGAUGCAACGAAAUCUUCAGAGGACUCUCAAAAGAAAGGGGCCCUUUCCCAUGCUUCAACUAUGAGAGGAGCUUCAGCUGGACUUGGAAAUGUCAGACAUGAGUGGCCCCUUGAGGUUGAGUGGGUAAGAAAAGCAAAGCCGAAUAUACAUAAAUCCUUAAAAAAGCAGAAGCGGGUGAGUUCCUUUGAGUUUAGUAAUACAACCAGCUGUGAACUGUCGCAACUAGAGGGUAAAGUUGCAAUGGCAGCCGCCAGUGUCCAGAGCACUCAAAGCGGGGUUACAGACAUUCAGAAAAGAAUUGCUGCUUUGAGUGCUGCAGGGAUGACAGUGGAGACGUCCCGCAGACGGGCUCCUCAACCAUCAAGGGUGUUGCAUGAAUUUCCAAUUAGAGGCAGCAGUGAAGCAAAAUCUUUACGGAAGCUGGUCAUUAUGUGAAGCAAAUUCAGCAAUUUAGCGCUCUUUCACAUAUUUUCAGUGGGCCGUGGUAAAAUACAAACUCAGAACAUCCCACAUUAAUAAUAUAUAAUUAAUACUUACUCAUCUAAUGAAAGAUUGAAGCGUCAUAUUCAGAUAAAAGAAAGGCUCACCUUGUAGCAUGUGCUGUUUCUUAGAAUACAAAAUAUCAGUUAUGCACAUAUUAGAAAUUGUGUCUUUACUACACUUGAUAACUGCUGUAGUUUUGAUAUUUAAAAUCAAUAUUUAAUAUCUAUGUAGUUUUCUUUUGUAUAUUUCAUGAAAUAUUGUACUUGAUAUAUUUUUCAUGUAUUAUAAAUGUUUGUUUUUUCUGCUCAUUAAAUAUCUUAAACCCUUA
Messenger RNA from Megalobrama amblycephala (Wuchang bream), 4986 nucleotides. It is a transcript of the gene mlphb, whose product is annotated as melanophilin b. Gene Ontology annotation, biological process: intracellular protein transport. Gene Ontology annotation, cellular component: cortical actin cytoskeleton. Bases 2871 to 4610 code for a protein of 579 amino acids. Gene Ontology annotation, molecular function: actin binding; myosin binding; small GTPase binding. The transcript has 14 exons. The record is from RefSeq and is a predicted model, not a curated record. NCBI's taxonomy places the organism in Eukaryota, Metazoa, Chordata, Actinopteri, Cypriniformes, Xenocyprididae.